AUGUCAUUAAUCAUAAUCAACAACAGCAACAACUACUCAAACAGCAGCAACAGGCACUCAAACUACAGCAAGCUCAGCAACAGCAACAGCUACAAGCUCAACAGCAACAACAACAACAACAACAACAACAACUUCUCCACUACUACCAUCACCACACCCACCGUCAUCGAACGCAAACUUAAUCAUCCCCUACCACUUGAAACACACGAUCAUGCACGAGUCAAUCGCAAGAUACUCGAUCUAGAGAUCAGUAAUGCUUCCUUGUUGGCCAUCAAUGGGGCCUUGGAACGGACCAAAGUCAAGCAACAGAACGAGAUCAGGAGUCUCAAACGAACGAUCAAUGCUGCCAGCUCUCAAGCCGGCCAGUCCAACCACAACCUGCUUCCACUGCCCGAUGGCUCCGAAACAAGUAGCUCUUCUUCCUCCAAUUCGACCCUCCUCAACCAUCCAUUCUUGGGCCCUGAAGAUCAGCUGCAGGACGGGGGAGACGAGAAGGACGAGGAUCUGGCGAUCGAACGGUUGAUGGAUAACGACCCCCUGUUCUCGGAGCUCGUCAAGUCUAUCGAGUGGUUGAUGGACAGUGCUACUAAAGCUAUCCAUCAUACUCCGGCUUCUCCCCCUCCUUCUUCUUCUUCUCAAACUACUGAUCCUGCUACAACCACAUCGAUAAACAAUCAACUGCUCGACUCAAACAUUCAUCGCACUUCGUCUAGUGCUAUCGGCAAAACUAAGGUCCUCAAUCAACUCGAAAUCGACGCCCUGUUGAAUCUUCAAAAACUCUCGUCUUCUCAAUCUUCACACUCUUCUUUAACUGACUCUUGA
Puccinia graminis f. sp. tritici CRL 75-36-700-3 is the source of this 822-nucleotide messenger RNA. RefSeq lists its product as uncharacterized. The record is from RefSeq and is a predicted model, not a curated record. Bases 1 to 822 code for a protein of 273 amino acids. NCBI's taxonomy places the organism in Eukaryota, Fungi, Basidiomycota, Pucciniomycetes, Pucciniales, Pucciniaceae. The transcript has 3 exons.